Schizosaccharomyces japonicus yFS275 is the source of this 1134-nucleotide messenger RNA. Its product is annotated as alpha-1,2-mannosyltransferase. Gene Ontology annotation, molecular function: mannosyltransferase activity. NCBI's taxonomy places the organism in Eukaryota, Fungi, Ascomycota, Schizosaccharomycetes, Schizosaccharomycetales, Schizosaccharomycetaceae. The record is from RefSeq and is a predicted model, not a curated record. Gene Ontology annotation, biological process: glycoprotein biosynthetic process. The transcript has 4 exons. The coding region runs from base 1 to 1134 and encodes 377 amino acids. Gene Ontology annotation, cellular component: membrane; endoplasmic reticulum.
AUGCUGAAUUGGCUACACAUUUUAUUGAGAAGACAUGUGAUACAGUCUUUUCUUGUGAUUUUAUGUACUUUUUCCUUAUGUUAUAUCGUGUUUUAUAGAAAUGUUCUCCCUUUAGGGGAAUGGGAAUUUGCACUUCAAGAAUUGAAUGGAAAACUAAUGUUUGAAAAUGCUACGACACAGAGAACGAACUCAACUCUCCUUACACUUGCUAGAAACGCUGAUUUGAACGAAAUGAUUGAAACUGUGUGGAACUAUGAGUCUCGGUUCAACAAACGGUACCACUAUCCUUGGGUUUUUUUGAACGACGAACCGUUCAACGAGGAGUUUAAGUCUAUAAUUGGCCGUCUUGUGAGUGGAGAUGUCACGUUUGGCACAGUUCCUAAACAUCAUUGGCAAUUGCCAGAUUGGAUUGACCGUCAAGUUGCAUCAGCUCGUUGGAUGCAGUUAGGUGCGGAUAAUGUGCUUUACGGAGCCAUGGAGUCUUAUCAUCACAUGUGUCGGUACUUCUCUGGCUUCUUCUACAAGCAUUCGCUUCUUGAGCCAUAUCGCUAUUACUGGCGUAUCGAACCCGGUACGCGGUUACUGAAUGGAGUUCCUUACGAUCCGUUUCGGAUAUUGAUUCAGGAAAACAAAACUUAUGGCUUUAAUAUUGCUAUCCAUGAAAUUGAAGAGACGGUGCCUUCGUUAUGGAACACCACGCUUGAAUUCCUUGGGCAGCAUCCAAGUGCUCUCGCUCCAAACAACUUGUGGAACUGGAUUUCAAGUUUGAACGGCACAGAAUACUCGAUGUGCCACUUUUGGUCGAACUUUGAAAUUGCCGACUUGGAAUUUUUUAAAAGUGAUAUCUACAAUGCCUACUUUGACUUUCUAGAUAAAAAAGGCGGAUUUUUCUAUGAGCGAUGGGGAGACGCUCCCGUUCACUCAAUUGCAUUGGCUUUGUUCUUGGACCGUUCAAAAAUAAAGUUUUUCGAUGAAAUCGGUUACUCGCAUGCACCGCUCACGCAUUGUCCCCAUGGAAAAAGCAAUAUGGCAUGUGACGGGCGCGAUAGUGUUGAUUUUACGAGUGGCAGUUGUUUGCCAUCCUUCCUGAACUUAACAGAAGGCUUCCACUACAAUUUAACAGCUCACAGUUGA